Messenger RNA from Drosophila mauritiana, 2462 nucleotides. Its product is annotated as nose resistant to fluoxetine protein 6. The coding region runs from base 206 to 2413 and encodes 735 amino acids. The transcript is spliced from 6 exons. NCBI's taxonomy places the organism in Eukaryota, Metazoa, Arthropoda, Insecta, Diptera, Drosophilidae. Gene Ontology annotation, molecular function: acyltransferase activity, transferring groups other than amino-acyl groups. The record is from RefSeq and is a predicted model, not a curated record.
ACGCGAAGCUGCGAGUGUCGCGCUAAAUAAAAAAACACAGCUUAAAAAAUAGUUUCGAUUGCGAAUAUUACAAAAAUAAAUAAACAAGCCAAAAAAAAAAAAGUGGCAAACGAAAAUUGUUUGGAAUACGAGCGAGUGCCAAGGACAGUUCUACAUUGAUUGGAUUAUUGUUUGAAAUCUGCCGCUUCGUUAGCGGUUCCUCGGCAUGGAAAAGCACUGGAGAUCGGUCUUGAUCAUCAGCAUCUGGAUUUUAGUGGCGAAUGCAGCCGUGAAUGAGUCCACUUUGCGACGGCAUCGCUACGAAUACGGAUUUCUCAAUGGCAGCCUGGAGUUGUCCACAGAUGUUAUCUCCACGGAUAUUCGAGAAAAAGAAGGAGCUGCCAUCCAAUCCCCGCACGAAACCCAUCUCACCAGGAGCUCCGUCAUCUUCGGGCUUACCAAAGUGGCCAACGAGAGCAAUGUGAGUCCCAGCUGCCACGCCCACUUGAAGCAAGUGCAGCGGGGAAUCCUCAGCAGGCAACCAUGGGCCAUGAAGGUUUUAGAUGCGUCGGGAACCAAGCCAUCCGGCUUCGUGUUCGGCCAGAACUACUGGCUGGGCAGUCGGGAUGGAUGUGAAGGUGUCAGAAGGCCCGUGGGCAUCACUUUGUCGCGCAACUACGAGCGAGUGAUGCACUACAGCAUCCUCACGCAAAGUGCUCCCUUUGGGAUGGACUACCGGGUGAUAUACAUGCGCCACCGCUCACCGUGGCAGGUGGAGAUUAAGGUGAUGUCCGAACAGGUGCUCCACAUUGGGUUGUGCCUGCCCAGCUCCUGCAGCUCCGAGGAGGUGAAGCAGCUGGCCAGGUAUUAUGUGGCCGGAGAUUCGUUCGCCGAGGAUGAUAUGUUCGAUAUAAAGCCGGAGGUGCUCUACAUGAAGGAUCUCCAGCUGAGCGAACGCUUCUACCAGAGGCUGACCUUCCGUUUGGUGGUGGCCGCCAUCCUGGUAACCGGUGCCCUAAUGCUCUGCGCCCAACAAGUGCGGGUGGCCAAGAGGGCCGAUGGGCCGGAUCCGGGCCUGGCUCCGGUGGAAUCGGAGCUGUGGCAGGCACUGGAUACCCUUUUGAAGUGGCAGCCCUUUCAGAGUUUCGUGUCCUGUUUCGAUGUGGCCAAUAACUGGAGAAAGAUCUCCGCCAUGAGGGAGAACCAGCCAGGCGAGAUUCCCAUUAUGAAUGGUCUGCGAUCGGUGUGUGCCAUCUGGAUCCUAAUCUUCCAUGUGGUGUGGUACAUGUACUUCACUGUGCACAACAAAACGGUGCUGAUAUCCUAUGCGGAGCAGGUCUUCUUCCAGUACGUCUCCACAGCUCCACUUCUCGUGGACGUCUUCUUUACCAUCAGUGGCUUUUUGCAAACGUACAACUUCCUGAGAAAUGAGCAGCAGCUGGACGCAGUGCGUCGCAAUGGUCUGUGGGGGAAUGUGAAGCUCUUUGGCAAGUUGCUGUUCCAUCGCUACCUGAGAUUGGGUCCCCUCUACUUGGUGGUGAUGGGCAGCGUGGACUUGGCCUUCGCCUACAUUGGAGAUGUUUCCGUUUUCCAUAUCAACGAGAGAUUCGACGAGUUGUGCCCACAACACUGGUGGAGGAACCUGCUCUUCAUCCAGAACCUCUUCGAUCACCGCGAAAUGUGCGCCAAUUGGAGUUGGAGCCUCGCCUGCGACAUGCAGUUCUUCCUGCUGGCAAACAUCGUGCUCUUCAUUUACGCCAAGCACGAAAAGCUGGCCAAGGCAAUUACUCUGACUGGACUAAUGGCCACGAUAACGUGGUCCUACGGCAUUGGAAUCGCCAAGAAGUUCGAGUUCUCUUUCGACUCCACCUAUGCGACUGGCACCCAGAUAUACACGAGUCCCUUUGUAAGAGUUUUGCCCUAUAUCGUGGGUGCAAUAGCCGCGUGGUAUUACCAGGAGCAGCGCUUCCAAGUGAGUGAGCUGAGUGAACGCCGGAUAUGCCGGUGGUGGCACUUCAGUCUCAAGGUGUUCGUGGGCUGCAUCUACUCUACGGUGAAGCGGGAUCUGGGUUACCUUAUCACCAUAUCGCUAUUUGUUCUGGGUCGCGCUCUGUUUUCCCUCACCAUUUGUUGGAUGAUCGUGGGCAGUGCUUCGGGUACUGGCGUUUGGUGGUCACGCCUGCUGGAGGCCAAGUUCUUUCAGCAUCUGAACCGCCUGUCCUACGCCAUAUAUCUAUUGAAUCCUCUGGUGAUUGCCCUCGUUUACAGUCUGACCAGUACGAGCUCUGCAGUUGAUCCCUUUCUGCUGAGCGUCAUCUGCUGCGGGUUUACGAUGAUCGUUUAUCUGGCCUCCAUCGCCUUUUCGCUGGCUUUUGAGCUGCCCUACAGCAAUCUGUCCAAUUUGCUGCUCAAGGGAAAACCAAAAACCUCAUAAACUGUGAUUACCUUUCAUUGUUAGCAUUACAUCUAAGUCAUUUAUUAAU